Messenger RNA from Bombus terrestris (buff-tailed bumblebee), 719 nucleotides. RefSeq names its product 60S ribosomal protein L17 (gene RpL17). Gene Ontology annotation, cellular component: ribosome; cytosolic large ribosomal subunit. Lineage: Eukaryota; Metazoa; Arthropoda; Insecta; Hymenoptera; Apidae. The record is from RefSeq and is a predicted model, not a curated record. Gene Ontology annotation, molecular function: structural constituent of ribosome. Gene Ontology annotation, biological process: cytoplasmic translation. The transcript has 5 exons. The coding region runs from base 99 to 656 and encodes 185 amino acids.
UGGUAGUACGUGCGUCACAGGAAAUGUCUUUCUAGUUUCUAGUUACACGCGUGAUGCGUUUUCCUUUAAAAUCGUGCUGUUAAAAGUUUCAGAACACGAUGGGACGUUACUCUCACGAACCAGUAAAUGCGAGCAAAUCGUGCAAAGCCCGUGGAUCGAAUCUGCGAGUGCAUUUCAAAAAUACGCAUGAAACAGCACGUGCUAUUAAGAACAUGCCCCUGCGAAGGGCGCAGAAAUACCUAAAAAAUGUGAUUGAACACAAGGAGUGUGUACCAUUCCGUAGAUUUAAUGGUGGUGUUGGCAGAUGUGCACAAGCAAAACAAUUCGGCACCACACAAGGUCGUUGGCCCAAAAAGUCAGCAGAAUUUUUACUCCAGCUGUUAAAAAAUGCUGAGAGUAACGCUGAUGCCAGUGGACUAGAUCUUGACCGUCUUGUAAUUAAUCACAUUCAAGUGAAUCAUGCCCCUUGUUUACGUAGGAGAACAUACAGAGCUCAUGGUCGCAUUAACCCUUACAUGAGUUCACCAUGUCACAUUGAGGUAAUUUUGACUGAGAAAGAAGAUUUUGUAGUAAAGAGUCCGGAAGAAGAGCCAUCAAAAAAGAAACUCAGUAAGAAAAAACUCGCCAGACAAAAGGAGAAAAUGAUGAGGGAAUAAUUUUAAAUAUUAGCUCGAUAUUGAAUGUAUAAUGAAAAAAAUGAAAAUUACAUUGGUCUCUAA